Molecule: messenger RNA, 1776 nt
Organism: Aspergillus oryzae RIB40
Lineage: Eukaryota; Fungi; Ascomycota; Eurotiomycetes; Eurotiales; Aspergillaceae
Product: flavin-containing monooxygenase
Exons: 3
Coding region: 1-1776 (591 amino acids)
Molecular function (GO): NADP binding; flavin adenine dinucleotide binding; N,N-dimethylaniline monooxygenase activity
Source: RefSeq, a predicted model, not a curated record
AUGGCUAUUUCAACUGAACAGCUAGCCGCCAACGGCCACACGAAUGGCCACACAAACGGCACGGCAACUCCGCUAGAUUCCAGUUCAACAUCAGAGAAACCAGUGCAUCCGCGCUCCGUGCCUUUGAACAGAGAGUAUGGCUACACUCCGCGCAAACUGCGCAUCAUAACCAUCGGCGCUGGCUUCUCAGGACUUCUAAUGGCCCAUAAGAUUCAACAUCGCUUCAAAGAGCUAGAGGAGUACGUCACGCACACCAUUUUUGAGAUGAGGAAAGAUAUCGGGGGCACCUGGUUGGUCAACGACUAUCCUGGAGUACAAUGUGACGUCCCAGCCCACAUAUACGCCUUUCCCUUUGACCCGAACCCGAACUGGACGAAGUUCUACGCCAGCGGUCCUGAAAUUCAGGCGUACAUCAAGAACACAGUCGCAAAAUGGAAUCUCGACCGGGAUGUGCAGCUCAACACUCGCGUGGUCGGCGCCCGCUGGAACGAAAAUGAUGGGGUGUGGAAAGUCACUGUGGAACGCGACGGAGUACAGCGUGAUGAGUUCGCAGAGAUCCUGAUAUCGGGACAAGGGGUGUUAUGCCACCCAUCUUGGCCAACGAUCCCUGGUCUCCGUCAAUUCAAGGGCAAGGUUGUGCACUCGGCGGAGUGGGACCAUGGGUUCGAUUAUUCCCACAAGCGCAUUGCGGUCAUAGGAAACGGAUCCUCGGGAAUUCAGAUUACGCCGCAGAUGGCGAACCUUCCUGGAACAGAGGUCGUGAACUUUGUCCGGGGCGGUGGUUGGAUCUACUAUCGUAUCCCUCCGUCGAGGCAUUUGGGCAGGACAACCGACGAGGUGAAUCCGACGUACACCGAGGAGGAGAAAACCAGGUUCCAAGACCCGGAAUAUCAUCACCAGUAUCGCAAGGGGAUUAUUGAUCGGACGAACAAAGCUUACAAACUGUUCUUGAAAGGCAAAAAUAACGAAGAGGCCGUGCGCUUCGGCACUGAGCAGAUGGCCGCGAAGCUCAAUCAUGACCCUGAGCUCUGCCGCAUACUCAUUCCUAAGUGGGAAGUGGGCUGCAGACGUGUUACUCCAGGCCCGGGGUAUUUGGAGGCCUUCUCCAAGCCAAACUGCAAUCUAACCGACAGCCCUAUUACGCACAUCAGCGAGAACGCCGUCCACACCACGGACGGAAAUGUAUUUGAAUGCGACGUUGUUAUCUGCGCUACCGGCUUCGAUGUCUCGCACCGUCCACGGUUCCCACUCAUUGGGCAGAACGGGGCGAAUCUUGCUGAGAAGUGGGCUGAUGAGCCAGAGUCGUACCUCUCAGUCGCGACAGCGGGCUUUCCGAACUAUUUCAUUUUCUCGGGCCCCAACUCACUCGGCGGACACGGAUCCCUCGUUGAAGCCCUAAACUGGACCGGGGACUACUUCGUGAAAUGGAUCAAGAAGAUCGCCACAGAGGAUAUCAAGUCCGUUGUCCCGAAGAAGUCAGCCGAGGAGGCAUUUGUGCGGUACGGUGACGAAGUCCACAAGACGAUCGUGUGGACCGGCAGCUGCAAGAGUUGGUAUAAGCGGAACAAGGCAAAUGGACGAGUCACAGCGCUGUUUGGUGGAUCGGCGCUGCUCUUUAAUCGGCUAAUUAGUGAAUUGCGUCCCGAGGAUUUCGAGAUCGAGUAUCAUAGCGCAAAUAAUUUCAGGUUCCUCGGUAAUGGGUUCUUGGAGUAUGAGAUGGAUCCGGAGCAGGAUCUUUCAUGGUACGUUGAGCUACCUGAACCACUGAAGCAGUGA